UUUAGCUAGCUAUCAGUUCCUCGGUUAGGGUUUCGAGCUGGGGCUGGAUGUGGAUGGAAGUAGAAGAUUAAAACUGUUAAAAUGGUGAAAUCAGUUUACGGAGUGGAUAAAGAGAAGGUUGUGAUAUUUAAUUAGGGGAUGUCAUUAAUGUACAAUGUGAAAUAUUUGUUUUACAGUUAGCUAGCUAGCUCAGUUAGCUAAUAAACCGUGUUAGGAUCUGACUAGCGCGUGCUGCUUUUAGAGAUAAAUACCUGUUUAUCUGUUUAUCUUACUUUUUCAACUAAAAUGUCAUUAAAUUAUUGACUUUUUUUUUUUUUUUUUUUUUACCAAACUGUAAAUAUUAUUUUUGGCUGAUAGUUUAAAUGCUUAAACUAUUUUCGAGUUUGCUAUACACAAACCAUACACAAUAUAUAAUAUAUAUAUAAUAUAAACAUAUAUAAUAAUAAUAAGUAUUAGUUAGUGUAAGUGUAGGUGAUUUAGUGUUAGUUUUUUCCUUUUCCUUCUGAUCAUCAUCAUGGCUGCAGAACUUCAAGCCAAAUACACCAAACUGGCUCAAGAGUACUCCAAGCUCCGAGCUCAGAAUCAGGUGCUGAAGAAGGCUGUGGUGGACGAGCAAGCUAGUUCGACUGCCUUGAAGGAGGAGGUGAAGCAGCGUGAGCAGAGCCUGCGUAAAGCUGAGCAGGAGAUGGACAGCCUGAACUUCAGGAACCAGCAGCUGGCCAAAAGAGUGGAGCUGCUGCAGGAGGAGCUGCAGGUCACUGAGGCGAAGAGUAAAAAGGGCAAGAAUAAAGGAGAUUCGCCGUUACAGCCCAGUUACCAGGCACAGAGCGUGUUUGACGAGGACCUGCAGAAGAAGAUUCAGGAGAACGAAAGGCUUCACAUCCAGUUCUACGAGGCGGACGAGCUGCACCGCCAGCAGGAGGCUCGUCUCCGAGUGAGACUGGAGCAACUGGAGAAAGACGGCGAGCAGCACCAGGCUGUCGUAGACGGUCUCGCCUCCAAGUACACGGAUACCAUCGAGAAACUACAGAGCGACAAGGCUCGCCUAGAGAUGAAGGUUCAGACGCUGGAGAGGGAGGCGAAAGAGUGUCGGAUUAGGGCGGAGGAAUGCCAGCAACAACUGAGGAAAUAUCAGACGGAGCUGAGCACACAGCUGAAACAAAACAGCAGUGUCAUCCAGGAGAAAGUGCCGUUCAAUGACACCAAAUACAGUGACUACAACAGCUUGAAUGUUCCCACUCACAACAGAAGGCACCAGCUAAAAGCUCGAGAUACAGCAGGCCAGGCCGUGGGCUUUGUCCAGGAUCUCGUCUCCGCCCUCCUCAACUUUCACUCGUACACAGAGCAGAGGGUUCACAUUUAUCCCCUGGACUCAUCCAUUGAACCUGUCUCACCUCUUAAUCAGAAGUUCUCUCAGUAUCUGCAUGAGAACGCGGCCUAUGUGCGCCCCCUGGAGGACGCCAUGUUGCAGCUGCAUCAGAGCAUUACAGAGGACACGGUUACGGUCCUGGAGACGGCGGGGAAACUGCAGGACUUUUCCAAAUCCUUUUCCACCUACACAAGCUUUCUGCAGAAGAUCUUGCCUUAUCAGCUAAAAAGUUUGGAGGAAGAGUGUGACGUUCCUCUCUGCACCGCGUCUUUGAGCGCUAAGAACCGUGAGCUGCAAAGCGAUAUGAAUAGAUUAACCGCUGUGUUCGGGAAGCUGCAGAACUACAUCCGUGUCUUGGCCUUACCCAGUGAGCGAUCGGACGCCAUGCCUCAGAGCAGCUCCAGCGCAGUCUUCACUCAGCUUGCUGCAGGUUUACACGGCCUACACGAUGUCACCAAGGAGCUCUCCAGGCACUAUAGUCAGAAGGUGGCCUUUGAGCAGGAGCUACCCAACAUCACUCAGAAGCUGCGCACCACUAAUGAGUGUUUACUCUCCUCUCUGGCCUGCCUCAACAAUCACACAAACAAGAUUGCAACGUUCUUUAGCAACAAUCUGGACUUCUUCACCUCAUCAGCCGGGUAUGGACCGAAAGGCGGAACCGAAAGUCUGAACCCGCAGCAGGCACACAGCAUGCUUAGUAACAAAAAGCACGCAUCCGGCUACAUGCUCGCACUCCGGAGGCCACGCCCCGAGUCCGUCCCUUACACUGAGGCUCUGUCGAACCGCCGCAUCCUCACCAGCUCCACCGAGAGCAGAGAGGGCCUCAUGCAGCAGGUGCAGCAGAGUCAGGAGAAGAUCGCUCGUCUGGAGCAGGAGAAGGAGCACUGGCUGCUGGAGGCUCAGCUGGGCCGAGUACGCCUGGAGAAGGAGAACCAGCGCAUCGCCGAGCUGGAGGCCAGGCUCUCCUCGUGCCUCGGAGGGGGCCCCGCUGCACCCACACACACCGAGGCGGGGUCUGAGGAACCAAAUGAGCUGAGGACAGACGAGAAAAUGGAUGGAGAGGCGUCCCAGAGCACCAGUUUGAUUGGAAUGUUUUCCACAACCCCAAUUAACGAGAGUGUUGGAGAUGAGGAGUCUCGGGAGCACCUGAUUAAAACCCACUACAUGGCGCGAGUCGCAGAGCUCACCACGCAGCUACAGACGUCCGACAGCAAGGCCGUGCACUUUCACGCCGAGUGUCGAGCGCUGGCGAAACGUCUGGCCAUCGCGGAGAAAACUCGCGAGACUCUCAUAGAGGGGAUGAAGCAAGCUACUCGGAACAUCACGUCCCUUCAGGAUGAACUGAGCACGACCAAGAGGAGCUAUGAGGACCAGCUGAGUAUGAUGAGCGAUCAUCUGUGCAGCAUGAACGAGACCCUGAGCAAGCAGCGCGAGGAGAUCGACACACUCAAACUAGGGAAUAAGGGAAACUCCAAGAAGAACAAGGGCCGGUAGUUUGGAGUCACUCAGCCUCGGUGUGAAUGAAGGAGGAUGUUCUGAGACCAGGCAGAUUUCUUUAAACGCACAGCACACGCAUACACACACACACACGUACACGGAGGUGUGACGUCCUGCUCUGAUCAGAUAUAACUCACCAAAACAUAAUUCGCUGACUAGAAUUAAAACUAGGACGCAUAAACAGAAUCCUGAAGCACAUUGUUAACGGUAUAGAAAAACAACUUUAAAGGUGCGGUCAGUUGAAAUCGCCUCUUCUUGACGUCUCCGCUCUCCAUAAGAGUCAAAUUUCUUCUUUUUUAUUAUUAUUAUUAUUAUUAUCUGAGAUUGUGCUUUACUGAUAACACUGACGGAAAUAGUUUGAAGUUUUACAAUGUCGGCAAAAUCACUUACCACACCUUUAAUAGCGUUCAUUUUACUAAAUGUUUUUUUUACUACAUUGUUUUGAUGAACAGCUCAAGAUUUAAAUCGAUCCUCCUUACACGUCAGCUUCAUUAAGUGUUUUUACGGAUAAAACAACAAUCACGAUGCAGUGAUCAGUCAUUUCUUUUCCUCCACUGCUAAUACAUACGCAGUGAUUUCUCGUGAUGUGAAAUCUGUUAAUUAAACACACACACACAAUGACAUUAGACUCGGUUAGGAGCGUGUUUCGUCCAGAGAGUCUGGUGCUGAUUGCUGUCCUCGCGUUGUGACUUUUAUAGCUAGAACGUUUCCUCAUGUCUCGUAGCUCUCCGCACAAUUAUUUAGAUGUAUUAUGCAACCUGAGUAACAGAUCACACAUACACACACACACACACACACACACACACACACACACGUUUAUACCCCACUUUGUAAACAGAUGUUAAUCUGGUACCGGAGACUCGUCCGUACCUCAGUAGUACUUAAGCACGUAGCCGGAGAUGACGUCGAGAGCUGUGAAGGUGAAAGCUCUGACUCUGAUUAGCUGUGAAUGCUAAACCAUUAUAAUAAAUAUGCACUGCGCAGAAAUGUUUUGCGACGAAAAAAAACAAACAAACAAAAUGUUAAUGUGAAUUAUAUUCAGUUUAUAUCACGUCUUGUAUGUUUUUUUUUUUUUAUUUGUAUUUUUAUUUCUUCUAUCACCUUUUUCUAUCACUUUUAUACGAUGGCUUUCUUUCAGUCAGUGUUGCGUAAAAUUUAUGUUCAGAAAGACGAACACCGAGGAAAAACUGACACCCCGUUUUAACCGUGGUUAUACACGAUUAACAAAUCGUUAAUUUUUUUAAACAAAUUGUCGUGAAUCUUAGACCGUUUGUAAAUAUCCACGUCGUUACGUCUCUUCAAGUUUACAACUGUGUUUUUUGUAUUUUUUUUUCUCAGAGAAAGAAUUGGUGCGUUUAAUUAAUUAAUCUCCUUCACUUACUGAUCGCAGACCAAAACCAAUGUACAUUAAAUGUGACAUAACAAUAAACAAGUGUAGUGAAA
Molecule: messenger RNA, 4309 nt
Organism: Clarias gariepinus (North African catfish)
Lineage: Eukaryota; Metazoa; Chordata; Actinopteri; Siluriformes; Clariidae
Gene: ppp1r21
Product: protein phosphatase 1, regulatory subunit 21
Exons: 22
Coding region: 515-2863 (782 amino acids)
Cellular component (GO): membrane; early endosome
Source: RefSeq, a predicted model, not a curated record